Rhea pennata is the source of this 2566-nucleotide messenger RNA. RefSeq names its product thyroid peroxidase (gene TPO). The transcript is spliced from 14 exons. Gene Ontology annotation, cellular component: membrane. Lineage: Eukaryota; Metazoa; Chordata; Aves; Rheiformes; Rheidae. The coding region runs from base 23 to 2566 and encodes 847 amino acids. The record is from RefSeq and is a predicted model, not a curated record. Gene Ontology annotation, biological process: response to oxidative stress; thyroid hormone generation. Gene Ontology annotation, molecular function: heme binding; iodide peroxidase activity; calcium ion binding.
UAAUCUUCUCAGCAGAAAAAAGAUGAGAGUGCUCAUUAUUCUGGGAAUUUCAGCAGCUAUAGCCUUUACAGCUGUGUUUUUUUCUUUCCUUCAGAUAGACAAAGAUAUCCUCCUUGAAGAAACUGAAGAUAACUGCAUUAUUGAGGCUGUGCAAAAGGGCUCUAAUCUGGUGGAUUAUGCUGUACAAUAUACACUGAAAAGAAAUAUACAAGGAAGGGGAAUAACAACUCCUGCUUUGCUGCUGGCUUUCUCAAAAUCUCCAGAACAAGAGAGUCAAGAUAUUUCCCAAGCAGCUGAACGAAUGGAAAUGUCAAUUCAAGUGCUGAAACAAAAAGUCUGCCGGAAGCGCAAGCGUUCAUUGCAUCCAACGGAUCUUUUAUCAGCUGAUCUGCUCACUACAAUUGCUAACAUUUCUGGAUGUCUGCCUUAUAUGUUGCCACCAAAAUGUCCAAAUAAUUGCUUAGCUAAUAAAUAUAGACUCAUCACUGGUGCCUGCAAUAACAGAGAACACCCUAGGUGGGGAGCAUCCAACACGGCUUUGGCUCGAUGGCUCCCACCAUCCUAUGAAGACGGACUGGGCCAGCCCCGCGGAUGGAACCCCAAUGUCCUAUACAAUGGAGUCCAGCUGCCCCUGGUUCGUGACGUGACAAGAAAAAUUAUUCAUGCGUCCAAUGAGGCUGUUACUGAAGACAACUUAUAUUCUGAUAUUAUUAUGGUCUGGGGACAAUACAUCGAUCAUGACAUUGCAUUCACACCUCAGAGCACAAGUAGAAUUACCUUUCUAACUGGAGUAGAGUGCCAGAUGACAUGUGAAAAUCAAAAUCCAUGCUUUCCAAUACAGGUAACCACGAAUGAUACGUUAUCCAAUGGAAUGGGUUGUAUGCCCUUUUACCGUUCCUCUCCUGCAUGUGGCACUGGCGACCACGGUAUUCUCUUUGGAAAUCUGUCAGUGUUAAAUCCAAGACAACAGAUUAAUGGCUUAACUUCUUUUCUUGAUGCUUCUACUGUCUAUGGCAGUACCCCUGCUGCUGAAAACAAGCUAAGAAAUUUAACAAGCAGCGAAGGCCUCCUUAGAGUAAACCUGAAAUAUUAUGACAACAGUCGGGAAUACCUGCCCUUUGUAGACCUGAUCCCAUCCCCCUGUGUGCAAGACUCCAACGUGAGCGAAGGUGAGAGGAUUGAAUGCUUUCUGGCUGGGGACAGCCGAUCGAGCGAGGUCUCCUCCCUGGCAGCUAUGCACACGUUGUGGCUGAGAGAGCACAACCGCCUGGCCCGAGCCCUGAAAAGCAUGAACAGACACUGGAGCCCUGAGACUGUGUACCAAGAAGCACGGAAAAUUGUCGGUGCUCUACAUCAGAUUAUUACUUUAAGAGAUUACAUUCCCAAAAUCAUUGGUCCAGAUGCUUUUAAUCAGUAUAUUGGCCUCUAUAGAGGUUAUGAUCCCACAAUAAAUCCUACAAUUUCUAACAUAUUUUCAACAGCUGCUUUCCGUUUUGGUCAUGCAACAAUUCAACCAAUAGUAAGGAGGUUGAAUGCACAAUAUUUAGAUGAUCCAGAACUCCCAAAUCUUCAUUUGCAUGAAGUUUUCUUUAGGCCCUGGAGGCUCAUUAAAGAAGGUGGUUUGGAUCCUUUACUCAGAGGUCUUCUAGCACAUUCAGCAAAACUACAAGUGCAAGAUCAACUGCUAAAUGAAGAGUUAACAGAAAAAUUGUUUGUGUUGUCCAGUAAUGGCUCAUUUGAUUUAGCAUCAUUAAAUUUACAGCGUGGCCGUGAUCAUGGACUCCCAGGUUAUAAUGACUGGCGAGAAUUCUGUGGCUUACCAAAACUGGAAACUGAAACUGAGCUGAAUACAGCAAUAAAUAACCAGCAAGUCACUGAAAAAAUCAUGGAAUUGUACCAUAAUCCUAACAAUAUUGACGUUUGGCUUGGUGGUCUGGUAGAAGACUUUCUUCCAGGUGCUAGAACUGGUCCCCUGUUUGCAUGUAUAAUUGGAAAGCAAAUGAAAGCACUAAGGGAUGGCGACCGAUUUUGGUGGGAAAAUGAUAAUGUUUUCACAGAAGCUCAAAAGCAUGAACUCAGAAAACAUUCUUUGUCCCGUGUGAUUUGUGAAAACACAGGGAUUUCUGAAGUGCCAGUAGAUGCCUUUCAACUUGGAAAGUUUCCAGAGGAUUUUAAGCACUGUGACAAUAUUCCUGGGAUGAAUUUAGAAGCUUGGCAAGAAAUCUAUCAUGAAGAGGAAACAUGUGGAACACCAAAGAGUAUAGAAAAUGGUGAUUUUGUAUACUGUUCAGAAUUUGGAAAAUUUACAGUGAUUUAUUCAUGUCAAAAUGGGUUUCAGUUACAAGGAGAAGAACAAUUAACCUGCACAAGCAAAGGAUGGGACUUCCAGGCUCCUGUUUGUAUAGACAUCAAUGAAUGUGAAAAUGAAAUUAGUCCACCAUGCUCUCCUUCUGCUAAAUGCAUUAACACUACAGGCAGCUACAAGUGUCUCUGUACUGAUCCUUACAAGCUGGCAGAAGAUGGAAGAACAUGCAUUGGUAAUGCUCGUGAACCAAUCCUCCAUUAA